Messenger RNA from Mycena citricolor, 795 nucleotides. The record is from the annotation of a GenBank genome assembly. NCBI's taxonomy places the organism in Eukaryota, Fungi, Basidiomycota, Agaricomycetes, Agaricales, Mycenaceae.
AUGGCUCUCUCUCCUCCUCCACCGUUCCCCGACUUUGAUUUUUCGUACGACUCGGCGUCGUUCCCCAAUGCCCCUCCCCUGCCACCCUCAGCGGAUCUCUUCUCGACAGCGGAGACGACGGACAUCUUCGGAUUCCUCGACAACUUUGGCGAUUUUGGUGUUAGCUGGGACUUGGAACAGACGCUACCGCAGCCCCAAUAUCGACCGCAGCCAUAUUCCAACCCCCACCUCCCCGACGUCGUGCCUGACGCAUCCCCGACGACGUCUGGCCGUCCGCAGCGACCGACGCGCGCAUCGUCGUUACGGAAACAGCCGAAAAGAACUCCUGCCAGCGCCUCCUCCGACUUCCCAUCCAGGCAGGAGAGCGAGACGCCAAGCAACACAUCGGAAUCGUCUCGAUCCCUGCCGACCCCGCCGCCGCCCUCCCACGAGCACCUGCCGUCCCACUCGGCCGCAGCCGCGUCCCCCUCCUCUGCGCGCAACACGAAGCCCCUGCUGUCGAUGCCGCAAAAACGGCUCAACCACAUCAUGUCCGAGCAGAAGCGCCGGAACGCCAUCCGCGAUGGGUACUCGCAGCUGAUCACGCUGCUCGCGCCGUCGGACGGCGGGCCGAUGCUGGGCAUGCCGCAGAGAGGCCGCCCGAAGGGGAGCGGGAACCGGAACAAGGGCAAGGGGCAGAGCAAGGGCAAGAGCGGCGUCUUGUUCCGCGCCGUCGAGUAUGUGAAAUGGCUCGAAGAGGGCCGCCAGGCUCUGCAUGCGGAGGUGCUGCGUGUGGAGGCAGCCGCCGGACUGUGA